AUGAGACUCAUCAUUAUCAGCAACGCUGUGAUUAAAGGUUAUCACGAAUUCCAAAUAAGACCACCUCAAAAUAUUUUACUACCUGUCACUAAAGAAUAUGGAAAUCGUCAUGAUUCACAUUCAUGUUUGGUGUGGAUCCCCGAGAUUGAUAAAAUUCCAAAAGAUUUAUGGAAUCAUGUAACAGAUGAAAAACGUGGAGAGAGAGUUCGGACUAUUGCAGGGCUACCCAUUGGACGAGUGCCCAGGGGGCUUUCUGAAUGUUUUUUGAUCAUACUGAAAAACUCCAAAGUUGACUGUGUUGAGUGGUAUGUGCAAUUACAUGUUUUUGAUGAAUGA
Paramuricea clavata is the source of this 336-nucleotide messenger RNA. The record is from the annotation of a GenBank genome assembly. NCBI's taxonomy places the organism in Eukaryota, Metazoa, Cnidaria, Anthozoa, Malacalcyonacea, Plexauridae.